AUACUAUACUAUAUAUUCACAUGAUCGAUCCAUACAAGUACUAAUCCAAUACUUGGUGAAAUCAUCCGAGGAAAUUCAAUUAAUAGACAAAGGAAGCUACAAUGCACAAAAUAGAAUGGAUAUUAAUAUGGUUAUCUUUUAUUUGUCUCUUCUGGUUUAUGCCAAAAUCAGUAGUUGAAAAUCAUCCAAACAACAAUGUUCCUGAAAUUCAUCAUCAUCAUAAGUAUGAUGUCUUUGUUAACUUUCGUGGUUCAGACAUCCGCAAAGGUUUUCUUGCUCAUUUGAUUAAAGCUUUAUCUGAAAAGAAAAUUGUUACUUUUGUAGAUGAUAAACUUAAAAGAGGAGAUGAAAUAUCAGCACUUUAUGAUGCAAUUGAAAAAUCAUUGAUAUCUUUGGUUAUAUUCUCUCAAAAUUAUACUAGUUCAGCUUGGUGUUUGGAUGAGUUAGUCAAAAUUGUUGAAUGUAGAGAAAAAAAUGGACAGAUUUUAUUGCCUGUUUUCUAUAAAGUGGACCCUACUAAUGUGAGGAAUCAAAAUGGAAGUUAUGGUAAUAUUGCUGUUGCUGAACAAGAAAAAUGGUUCGAUUCGAGUAGGGUGGCAAAAUGGAAAUCUGCUUUGAAAAAAUCGGCUGAUAUUAGUGGGUUUCCUUCCUCUGAUUUUUCGAAUGAUGCUAAGCUUAUUGAAGAAAUAGUUAAAGUUGUGUUGAAGAGGUUGGAUCAUGGGCGUCUAGUUAAUUCAAAAGGAAUUGUUGGAAUUGGAAAACAAAUUUCAAAUGUGGAAUCAUUGUUACAAUUAGAGUCACAAGAUGUUCGUGCUAUUGGAAUUUGGGGGAUGAGUGGUAUAGGUAAAACAACUAUUGCAGAAGAAGUAUAUAGCAAGCUAUGUUCCGAGUAUGACGGUUGUUACUCGAUGACUGAUGUUCGAGAAGAAUGUAGAAAAAAUGGAAUAAUGUCUUUAAAGAAAGAGAUUUAUUCUACUCUAUUAAAGCAACAAGAUUUGGAUAUCGACACACGAAGUGGAUUACCUUCUUCUGUUGUGAGGAUGCUUCGUCGUAUGAAGGUUCUUGUUGUUCUUGAUGGUGUCAAUGAUCUACAACAACUAAAUUAUUUAAUUGGAUCGACGACACUUGAUUGGUUUGGAAAUGGUAGUAGAAUAAUCAUAACAAGUGGAGAUAAGCAAGUACUUGUCGAAAGAGGGGUUGAUAUAUAUGAGGUUAAGGCAUUAGACUUUGAUGACUCUCUUAUGCUUUUCAAUAUGUAUGCCUUUGAACAAAAUCAUGCAUAUCAGGAAGAGUACUAUGAGUUGUCGAAGAUGAUGGUCAAGCAUGCCGCAGGAAUUCCACCUGCUCUUGAACAUUUGGGUCGUCGGCUUCGUGGAAAAGAUAUAGAAGCAUGGGAAAAGCAGUUAGGGAGGCUUAAAAAAAGAGUUCCAAUUAAAAAAGUUCAUGAAAUUUUUAAAUUGAGUUACAAUGAUCUUGAUCGUCACGAGCAGAAGAUACUAUUAGACAUUGCAUGUUUUUUUGAUGGAUUGAAUCUCAAAAAUGACGACAUACAACUGUUGGUAAAAGAUCGUGAUUAUUCAUUGGCUGAUGAGCUCGAUAGUUUGAUAAAUAAAGCUCUUAUAACCAUUUCUCCAGAUAAUGUUGUAUCCAUGCUAAACAUUAUACAACAAACAGCUUUGGAAAUUGUUCGCGAAGAAUCCAAUGACGACCCUGGAAAACAAAGCCGACUACAGGAUCCUGAUGAUAUUUAUUAUGUGCUGAAAAAUAACAAGGGGAGUGAGGCUAUUAGAAGCUUAGCUAUCGAUGUGUCGAUAAUUAAGGAGUUGCAGUUACAUCCAAAGGUGUUUGCAAAAAUGAACAAACUACGAUAUUUGGAUAUUUAUAGUAACGGGUACUCUUAUGAUUUUGUUCGAAGUCGAGGGGGCUUGAAUCUUUCUCAAGGUCUUGAAUAUUUGCCAAAUGAACUCAGAUACCUUCGUUGGGCACGUUUCCCUUUGGAGUCCUUACCAUGCACUUUUUCGGGUGAAAAACUUGUCGUAUUGGACUUGCAGUACAGCCGUGUGAGAAAACUUUGGCACGAUGAUCAUAAGAAGGAUCUUGCAAAUUUAAAAUACCUUAAACUCGGCUCAUCGUCAGACUUGUUGGAGCUACCAGACUUGUCAAAUGCUAAAAAUCUUGAAGUAGUUGAUCUUCGCCUUUGUACCGGGUUGACUAGUGUACAUCCAUCUGUCUUUACUCUCAAUAAGCUUGAGAAAUUGGACCUAGGUGGAUGUUUUUCCCUCAGAAGCUUUCGAAGCAAUAUCCGUUUCAGCUCCCUUCGUUAUCUCUCGCUUGCUGGUUGCACUGCACUAAAGGAGUUCUCAGUAACCUCAAAGGAAAUGGUAAACUUGAAUUUAGAACUAUCGGGUAUCAAACAACUGCCAUCAGCAAUUGGACUUCAAACCAAACUUGAAAAGUUGCUUCUUGCACACAGUUACAUUGAGAACUUGCCUAAAAGCAUCAAGCAUCUUCCAAGGCUUAGACAUCUAGACUUGCGACAUUGUAGGAAGCUUCGAAGUCUACCAAAACUUCCUUCAUCGUUGAUAACUCUAAAUGCCAGUGACUGUGUAUCAUUGGAGAAUGUAACUUUCCCUUCAACUGAUGUUCAAAUGUUAAAGGAAAACAAAACAAGAGUGUCAUUCUGGAAUUGCUUGAAACUGGAUCAACAUUCUCUCAGGGCAAUAGGAUUGAAUGCACAAAUUAACAUUAAGAAAUUUGCACAUCAGCAUAUAUCCAUAUCCCUUGAUCACGAUCAUGAUGCUCAAGGCACCUACGUGUACCCGGGAAGCAGUGUUCCAGAAUGGUUGGUGUAUAGGACAACACAUGAUUACAUGACUAUUGAUCUCUCUUUUGUGAAUCAUUCGUCUCCAUUGGCCUUCAUUUUAUGCUUCAUUGUUCCACAAGUUGAAUCACCAGGUUUCAUUUUGAGAUUUAAUAUUGGUAUUGAUGAAGGUGAAGAUAUCCAAUUGUACUUGGACAGGCCAAGUCGAGAAAUUAAAUCAGAUCACGUGUAUUUAAUAUCUGAUCGAGGUUUUUCUCGCUAUCUCAAUAACCAAGUCAAAGAUCAGCCAAAGUUCAAAAUUAAGGUUACAGCAGAAUCACACACACUAACAUCAGAUUAUGUGUCAUUAAUAAUGUUGAGAGGAUUUGGGGUCAGCCCAAUAAACACCUCAUAAUAUCUCAAUCUCAUUGAACACAUAGAAAUGGCUGAAGGUCCAAGUAUUUCAAAUUCAUUGUUGAGUAUUGUUUACAGCCUUUUUUUACUUAUAAACUUUGUUCUACCUAUGAUACCUUACCAAUAAUAAAUAAUAAUACUUAUCUUCUCAUUUUA
This is a messenger RNA of Trifolium pratense (red clover), 3370 nucleotides long. RefSeq names its product disease resistance protein RPV1-like. Gene Ontology annotation, biological process: defense response; signal transduction. The transcript has 6 exons. Gene Ontology annotation, molecular function: ADP binding. Lineage: Eukaryota; Viridiplantae; Streptophyta; Magnoliopsida; Fabales; Fabaceae. Bases 102 to 3215 code for a protein of 1037 amino acids. The record is from RefSeq and is a predicted model, not a curated record.